AUGUCAAAUCUUCCGCCUCCCAACGCGCAAGGUGCAAGCAAUGUAGAAAAGACGAAUAAUGAUGAAAAAUUGAACGUAAAAGAAAAAGAGGAAAAUACAUCUCAGACAAAUGACAUACAAGAAAAAAAUGUAGAGAAAAAAGAUGAGGAGAAUACAUCUCAGACGGAAAAAAUUGUAGAAAAGAAGGAGGAAGAAAAUACACAUCAGACGAGAGACAUACAAGAAAAGGGG
This is a messenger RNA of Paraglomus brasilianum, 231 nucleotides long. Lineage: Eukaryota; Fungi; Glomeromycota; Glomeromycetes; Paraglomerales; Paraglomeraceae. The record is from the annotation of a GenBank genome assembly.